AGCUGCUCCUGAACCCCAGAACAACCAGGUGGAUCAGUUCUCACAGGAGUCACAGCUCAGAGACUGGGAAACAUGGUUCCAAAACUGUUCACUUCCCAAAUUUGUCUGCUUCUUCUGUUGGGGCUUAGUGGUGUGGGGGGCUCACUCCAUGCCAAACCCCGACAGUUUACGAGGGCUCAGUGGUUUGCCAUCCAGCACGUCAGUCUGAACCCUCCUCAAUGCACCACUGCAAUGCGGGUAAUUAACAAUUAUCAACGGCGUUGCAAAGACCAAAAUACUUUUCUUCGUACAACUUUUGCUAAUGUAGUUAAUGUUUGUGGUAACCCAAAUAUAACCUGUCCUAGUAACAGAAGUCGCAACAAUUGUCAUCAUAGUGGAGUCCAGGUGCCUUUCAUCCACUGUAACCUCACAACUCCAAGUCCACAGAAUAUUUCAGACUGCAGCUAUGCAAACAUAACAGGAAGGAGGUUCUAUAUAGUUGCAUGUGACAACAGAGAUCCACGGGAUUCUCCACGGUAUCCUGUGGUUCCAGUUCACCUGGAUACCAUCAUCUAAGCUCCUGUAUCAGCACUGCUCAUCAUCACUCAUCUGCCAAGCUCCUCAAUCAUAGCCAAGAUCCCAUUCUUCCAUGUACUCUGGGUAUCAGCAUCUGUCCUCAUCAGUCUCCAUACCCCUUCAGCUUUCCUGAGCCGAAGUCCCUUGUGAACCCUGCAAUAAACUGCUUUGCAAAUUCA
Molecule: messenger RNA, 734 nt
Organism: Pongo pygmaeus (Bornean orangutan)
Lineage: Eukaryota; Metazoa; Chordata; Mammalia; Primates; Hominidae
Product: eosinophil cationic protein-like
Exons: 2
Coding region: 73-555 (160 amino acids)
Biological process (GO): chemotaxis; innate immune response in mucosa
Molecular function (GO): RNA nuclease activity; nucleic acid binding
Source: RefSeq, a predicted model, not a curated record